Molecule: messenger RNA, 1309 nt
Organism: Sipha flava (yellow sugarcane aphid)
Lineage: Eukaryota; Metazoa; Arthropoda; Insecta; Hemiptera; Aphididae
Product: neurotrimin-like
Cellular component (GO): neuron projection
Source: RefSeq, a predicted model, not a curated record
CGUUUUGCCGGCGUCGUCAGUUCGUGUCCGUUAUGCCGAACGUGCGGACCUACCGCACCACCAUGCACACAGGUCCGGGGCAUGUGCUCCACGUGAUCGCGAUCGCACUCGUCACCUUAGCCGCCGUCCUGCCGCCGUCCCGCGGAGAACUCGUAGUCGGUGGCGUGGUUACGGGUAGACACGCAGACCAUACUGACCAUCCACAACCACGUGAUCACGAAAAACCACCGGAUCGGGGUGUCGCAUUCCGACCACAGGACGUGGCACAUACACAUCAAGGAGCUCAGGGAGUCCGACAAAGGAUGGUACAUGUGCCAGAUCAACACGGACCCGAUGAAGAGUCAGCUGGGCUUCUUGGAUAUAGUCGUUCCGCCGGACAUACUGGACUAUCCGACCAGCACGGACAUGAACGUCCGGGAGGGCAGCAACGUGUCACUGAGAUGUGCGGCUUCGGGGUCACCCGCGCCCAACAUCACGUGGCGCAAAGAAGGCACGGAACUCAUACGGCUGGAACGCGGCCAGCAAGUGCACAGUGUUGAAGGGCCAGUCCUGAAUCUGACACGAAUCAGUCGCUCUCACAUGGGAGCGUAUUUGUGCAUAGCGUCCAACGGCGUGCCACCAUCAGUCAGCAAACGCAUCAUGUUAGUGGUAAAUUUCCCGCCGAUGAUAUGGAUACAGAACCAGCUGAUCGGAGCGUACGUGGGCCAAUCGCUGACGCUCGAGUGCUUGUCCGAGGCGCAUCCCAAGUCGAUCAACUAUUGGACCCGAGAGGCUGGCGAGAUCAUUGCUCAUGGAGAAAAAUAUGAACCGGAAGAGUUUGUCACCGAACAAUAUAAGACUCGAAUGAAACUUACAAUCAAGUCGGUUACAACAGAAGAUUAUGGCACGUACAAAUGUUUGUCUCGAAACGCACUUGGAGACACCGAUGGAACGAUAAAAGUAUAUCAAGUGGCUAAUAACGGUGGACACAGCACAACACGUCCGAAACACAGAUACAAGAACCGAAACCGGACCAGAAUGCUAAUGCCAUCGAAUGAUAUUAGUGACUCGGCGUUCUUAUUGGAAGAUGAAAAUAAAGAACUGGACAAUUAUGAUGAAGAAAUAUCCGAUGGUUUCGAUUCAGGAUCGUGGUCACAGAAAUUAUCGUUUUACACCGUAAUACUGUGUUUAAUGUUCAUGUACGCGCACGGAUAACUUCAAUAUCUGUACUUCGCCGUCUCCUUCAUGGUGGAACAUAUUUAACUAUAUACAAACAUAUUAUACAAUAUUAUUUUGCUAUGUAUAUCAUUUUAUUUGAACAUUGUUUUUA